Messenger RNA from Hevea brasiliensis (rubber tree), 1750 nucleotides. RefSeq names its product pto-interacting protein 1. The coding region runs from base 293 to 1384 and encodes 363 amino acids. NCBI's taxonomy places the organism in Eukaryota, Viridiplantae, Streptophyta, Magnoliopsida, Malpighiales, Euphorbiaceae. The record is from RefSeq and is a predicted model, not a curated record. The transcript is spliced from 8 exons. Gene Ontology annotation, biological process: protein phosphorylation. Gene Ontology annotation, molecular function: protein kinase activity; ATP binding.
UAUUUCUCUGCAUUUUUAAGUGUUUUUUUUUUUUUUUUUUAAGUACAAAUCAAAGCACCAAAACCACUUUGGCUUCAAGUCAAAAGAAACUCCAAUCUAUCUUCUAUAGCACGCCCGAUCACUCAUCACGCCUUAUCCUAAGCACCUUUGGCCGGCUUUCAACGUUUCAGAUCCUUCAUGCCGUAGCCAAGCUCACACUCCCUCUCUGGACUGAUUGAAGAUAGUUUCCUGUUCUUGUCUUAAGCGUUUCGCUGCAAAAUUUUCAAUAAGGGAAUUCUUAAAAGCUUGAAACAUGAGCUGCUUUGGCUGUUGUGAAGAAGAUGACAUGCAUAAAACAGCUGACAGUGGAGGCCCAUACCCUGUUAAAAGUUCAGCAGCAGGAAGCAUUGGAGGUUACCCUGCAUCAGAAAAAGCACCUAAGGGUGCUCAGGCUGUUAAAAUCCAGCCUAUUGAAGUCCCUUCUAUUUCAGUGGAUGAACUAAGGGAAGUUACAGAUAACUUUGGGACAAAUUCUCUGAUUGGAGAGGGCUCAUAUGGAAGAGUGUAUUAUGGGGUUCUUAAAAGUGGGCAGGCUGCAGCAAUAAAAAAAUUAGAUGCAAGCAAACAGCCUGACGAUGAGUUCUUGGCCCAGGUUUCAAUGGUAUCAAGGCUUAAGCACGAAAAUUUUGUACAAUUGCUUGGGUAUUGUGUUGAUGGAGGUUCCCGUAUACUUGCAUAUGAAUUUGCAUCUAAUGGAUCUCUUCAUGAUAUUCUUCAUGGAAGGAAAGGUGUUAAAGGGGCACAGCCUGGUCCUGUCCUUUCAUGGCAGCAGCGUGUGAAAAUUGCAUUUGGGGCUGCAAAAGGACUUGAGUACUUGCAUGAAAAGGCUGAUCCUCAUAUCAUUCAUCGUGACAUUAAGUCCAGUAAUGUUCUGAUUUUUGAUGAUGACGUUGCAAAGAUUGCAGAUUUUGAUUUGUCAAAUCAAGCUCCUGAUAUGGCAGCACGUCUGCAUUCCACUCGUGUUCUAGGAACUUUUGGUUAUCAUGCUCCUGAAUAUGCAAUGACCGGACAGUUGAAUGCAAAAAGUGAUGUAUACAGUUUUGGUGUUGUCCUGCUUGAGCUUUUGACUGGGCGAAAGCCUGUUGACCAUACAUUACCUCGUGGACAGCAGAGUCUAGUGACAUGGGCUACACCAAAACUUAGUGAAGAUAAGGUAAGGCAGUGUGUUGAUGCAAGACUUCAAGGAGAUUACCCACCCAAGGCAGUUGCAAAGAUGGCUGCUGUCGCUGCCUUGUGUGUGCAAUAUGAAGCAGACUUCCGGCCAAACAUGAGCAUUGUGGUUAAAGCUCUCCAGCCUCUCUUAAAUGCCCGGCCAGGACCUGCUGGUGAAACACCAAGCAUAUGAUUCUCUCUAUCUCUCCGUGCAUUCUCAAGUGCGCAUCCAUGCAAGUAUCAGGGACAUAAAAAAGAGCUGUUAUAGAAAAUGUUAGUAAAUUAUUUGGACAGCUCCCUUGCGCCGUUAUUUUCUAUGUAUUUCUUUUGUUCAUUAUGCGUGAGGCUAUUUUCAGAGUCAUAUUUCUGCUGCUGCUGCAUUAUUUUUUUUUAAAUCCUUUUAAGUUGUUCAUCUUUACUAGAUGAAUAGCUUUGUGUCUAUCAUCUCUUAUAGAUGUGAAUGAUGAAGAUUUCCUCAUACACCCUGUUUAGGUUAUAAAUUGAUUGAAUUGAAUUUUGACUAUUACUUGUUUAAUAAAGUAUUUGUUAAGGUUAUAAA